Molecule: messenger RNA, 2005 nt
Organism: Tarenaya hassleriana
Lineage: Eukaryota; Viridiplantae; Streptophyta; Magnoliopsida; Brassicales; Cleomaceae
Product: pentatricopeptide repeat-containing protein At1g03540
Exons: 2
Coding region: 129-1943 (604 amino acids)
Biological process (GO): RNA modification
Cellular component (GO): intracellular membrane-bounded organelle
Molecular function (GO): RNA binding; protein binding
Source: RefSeq, a predicted model, not a curated record
UUUUCUUAAAGUUUAUAUUUUUUUUUACUCAAAUAUUGCUGCUUUGUGUAUUUUUGGGAAAUUUUUUCAUUGGUUCAUUGAAGUACUCGGCGCCGGAGUGAUGUUGAACGGUGUUUGUGGCGUUUCCGAUGAAUCUAGUUGUAAAGCGCCAUUACAGCAAUCUCAUUCUCAAACCGCACUCUUCUCCGACCAAACAAGCCCGGAUCUUGGAGUUCUGCAAAUCGGGCUUACUCACCGAAGCAAUUCGUGUCCUAAACUCAACAGACUCAAACGAGAUCUCUCCGAAGCCGAACCUCUACGCAUCUCUCCUGCAAACUUGCACCAAAGUAUCCUCCUUUGGCCACGGCCUCCAAAUCCAUGCCCAUGUUGUCAAAUCGGGUCUGGAAACCGACCGAUUCGUCGGGAACAGCUUGCUCGCGUUGUACUUCAAGCUGGGACCGGAUUCUACAGAUACACGGAGAGUUUUCGACGGGAUGUUCUUCAAAGACGCGAUCUCGUGGUCUUCGAUGGUGUCUAGGUACGUCAAGUGCGGAGAACACGCGAAGGCGCUUGAGACGUUCGUGGAAAUGUUGGAUUUUGGGUUGGAGCCGAACGCGUACACGUUGUCGUCGGCGGUCGUGGCUUGCUCGGAGACCGGAGAUGUCAGGCUAGGGAGGUGCUUCCAUGGCAUCGUCGUGACACGUGGGUUCGAAUGGAACCAUGUUAUCUCUAGCUCAUUGGCGGUAAUGUACGGAGGGAACGGAGAACCGAGAGACGCGAGACGGGUGUUCGACGAAAUGCCUGAACCAGAUGCAAUAUGUUGGACGUCUGUCGUAUCGUCGUAUACGAAGAACGAUAUGUACGAGGAAGCUGUGGAGUUUUUUUACGUGAUGCAUAGGAGAAAAGGGUUGGCGCCUGAUGGGUAUACCUUUGGGACAUUGUUGAUGGCAUGUGGUAAUCUCGGGAGGAUAAGACAAGGGAGAGAGAUUCAUGGGAAGGUUACAACAUCUGGGAUGUUGUGUGGAAACGUUGUGGUCCAGAGUAGUCUUCUUGAUAUGUACGGUAAAUGCGGAUUUGUUAAGGAAGCUAGGCGGGUUUUCGAUGGGAUGUCGGAGAAGAAUUCGGUUUCUUGGUCGGCUUUACUCGGGGGAUAUUGUCAGAAUGGAGAGCACAGAAUGGUUAUUGAGAUGUUCCGUGAAAUGGAAGAGAAGGAUCUCUACUGUUUCGGGACUGUUCUUCGGGCCUGCGCUGGUUUAGCGGCCGUAAGACAUGGGAAAGAGGUUCACUGCCAGUACAUUAGAAGAGGCGGGUAUAAGAAUGUGAUCGUGGAGUCGGCUUUGGUCGACGUGUAUGCCAAAUCCGGUUGCGAUGAUUUCGCUCUCCGUGUGUUCUCAAAGAUGUCGGUGAGGAACCUGAUCACUUGGAACACAAUGCUAGAUGGGUUGUCCAAAAACGGGAGAGGUGAAGAAGCGGUUAUGUUCUUCGAGGUGAUGGUUAAGGAGGGGAUAGAACCCGACUACAUCAGCUUCGUCGGGGUUCUUUCUGCAUGUAAACACACGGGUUUAGUGGAGGAGGGACGGAAAUACUUUGCGUUAAUGGCUGACAAGUACAGGAUCAAACCGACUGCUGAGAUUUACGGUUGCAUGAUUGACAUUCUAGGACGAGCUGGCUUGUUCGAGGAAGCAGAGGAUAUGUUAGAGAAAUCGGAAGAGUUUAGGGAAGAUGUGCACCUGUGGGGGGUUCUGCUUGGGCCAUGCGCUGCUUCUGGAGAUGCCUCCGUUGUUGCAGAGCGGGUCGGGAAGAGAAUGAUGGAGUUAGAACCGAAGUACCACCUGAGUUAUGUGCUUCUGGGUAACAUGUACAGAGCAAUGGGUCGCCAUGGUGAUGCCCUCGAGAUUCGGAACUUGAUGGAUGAAAGAGGGGUCGGGAAGACGCGUGGUCAGAGCUGGAUUGAAGCUCAUUAAGACAAAAACUACUUAAAACCGCAUUACACAUUCAUUACAGAAAUGGCUGGACAACAUUAAAC